Molecule: messenger RNA, 2129 nt
Organism: Drosophila navojoa
Lineage: Eukaryota; Metazoa; Arthropoda; Insecta; Diptera; Drosophilidae
Gene: Slc45-1
Product: Solute carrier family 45 member 1
Biological process (GO): transmembrane transport
Cellular component (GO): membrane
Molecular function (GO): sucrose:proton symporter activity
Source: RefSeq, a predicted model, not a curated record
UGGGCAACGUUAUGAAAAAGAACUUACUAAAGUGCCACGCCCACAAGCAAGCCCAAAACCAACAACAAUUGAAACUGAAGAAAAUCGAAAUCUAUUUUAUGUACAAUAAUCUGUGCAAGAGAAAAACUUUAACGCCCACAAAUUUAUUGACACUAAACACUCCAAGUGAAUGAAUUUUCCGCCGCAGCUAAUUAAACAAAAAUAAAAACAAAUUUAAUAAUAUAAAAACAAAUUAAAAGUGAACAAAACCUUAUUAAGGUAACUACUAAUUAAAGCUGCAGUUUGAAUCAAACCCUCAACAUGGUUGGUGUUGCCGCCGAUCCAUCGCAGGCCGCUCAAUUAUCAUCGGCCAAGAAUCCGAUGAUUAAGUAUUUGCUGAAGCAACGCGAGAGUCAUGCACGUGCCCAAGAUGCGGACUAUUCGCAUGUGUUUCGCCGCAAGACACGCUUCGAACUAUUUCGCCUGUCCGCCAUUGCGAUGGCCAUCGAAUUUGCUUAUGCGGCCGAGACAAGUUUCGUUUCACCGAUUCUUCUACAAAUUGGUAUCGAUCACAAGCACAUGACCAUGGCCUGGGGCCUGUCACCGUUGAUUGGUUUCUUUGUCUCACCGCUGCUGGGCAGCAUCAGUGAUCGCUGCAAGCUGCGCUGGGGUCGACGUCGACCCAUUAUCACACUGCUGUCGCUGGGCAUAUUCCUUGGCCUGAUUUUGGUGCCGUACGGCAAGGAGCUAGGCGUCUGGCUGGGCGACGUGGGCUACAAUUACUCGACUGCAAACUAUGGCAACGAGAGCUCUGUGUCGGCGGCGGCUCUGCUGUCAUCCGAAGCGGCGCCGGAAUCGGGAGCCUCACCUGGAAACUACAAGUUCGCUGUAAUCUUAACCAUCUUGGGCAUGGUGCUGUUGGAUUUCGAUGCAGACACCUGCCAAACGCCGGCUCGCACCUAUUUGCUGGACAUGUGUGUGCCCGAGGAGCAGCCAAAGGCGUUGACUACGUUUACACUCUUCGCGGGCUUCGGUGGCACCAUUGGCUACGCCAUUGGCGGCAUCGAUUGGGAGACAACGCACAUUGGAAACGUGCUGGGUGGAAAUAUACCCACAGUGUUCACACUGGUGACCAUUAUCUUUGUGAUUUGCUAUUUGGUAACGGUGACAACGUUCCGUGAGAUUCCGCUCGAGUUGAUCGAACGCGAUGAGCUGCUGCGUCCGCUCUCCUGUUCGGCCAUCAAGAAGGAGCUGAAGAAGAACAACAAUGCCAUUUACUAUAUACAAGAGAACUCCACGCUGGACGAGCAAAUGAAGGCGGCUGCUGUGGAGCCCAUCGCCAGCUAUCAGAACAGCCGAUUGCCAGCGAUCAGCGAUAAGCUGAAGAGGCCGCAGGACCUGGAGUUGCAAGUGGACGAUGAGGCACCGAUCUCGUUGCGCGGCUAUCUGAAGAGCAUCUUCAUAAUGCCCUACUCGAUGCGCAUGCUGGCGCUGACCAAUCUCUUCUGUUGGAUGGGUCAUGUCACCUAUUGCCUGUACUUCACCGACUUUGUGGGCGAGGCGGUUUUCCACGGUGAUCCCACAGCGCCGCCCAACUCGGCGCCGCUGUUGCUGUACGAGGAGGGCGUACGAUUCGGCUGCUGGGGCAUGUCCAUCUAUGCCUUCUCCUGCUCCAUUUACUCGAUGUCUGUGACGAAGCUGAUGAAGUGGUUUGGCACCAAGGUGGUUUAUAUCAGCGGCAUGGUCUACUAUGGCAUCGGCAUGCUGAUCCUCGGUCUCUGGCCAACGAAGUGGGGCGUUUUGGUUUUUAGCACCUCGGCGGGCAUACUCUAUGGCACACUCUUUACCAUGCCCUUCAUACUGGUGGCCAACUAUCAUGCCAAAAAUUGUUUCCGCGUCCAUAACGGCGAAACUGUUCCGCUGAAGCAGGCCCGCGGCCUGGGCACCGAUGUGGCCAUCAUUAGCAGCAUGGUCUUCAUAGCCCAGUUAAUUGUUUCACUCAGCGUUGGCCCACUCGUCGCCUGGAUGGAGACGACGUGCGCCAUUUUGUAUGCGUCGACAUUUUUAUCCUUUGCAGCGGCCAUUGCGGCCAUGUUUGUGCUUUAUGUCUAAGGCUCAGCUCGGUCGACUAUUAUUAGAUUAUUUAUGAA